UCAAGGCCGAGCUCACCUCCUCUGCCCCUGCCUGCUAUGCCCUGGCCAUCAGCCCCGAUGCCAAAGUUUGCUUCUCCUGCUGCAGUGAUGGCAACAUCGUGGUGUGGGACCUGCAGAACCAGACCUUGGUCAGGCAGUUUCAAGGACACACGGAUGGUGCCAGCUGCAUUGACAUCUCCAAUGAUGGCACCAAGCUGUGGACAGGGGGGCUGGACAACACGGUGCGGUGCUGGGACCUGCGGGAGGGGCGUCAGCUGCAGCAGCAUGACUUCAGCUCCCAGAUCUUCUCCCUGGGGUACUGCCCAACAGGAGAGUGGCUGGCAGUGGGCAUGGAGA
This is a messenger RNA of Chaetura pelagica (chimney swift), 336 nucleotides long. Its product is annotated as protein groucho-1-like. Gene Ontology annotation, molecular function: protein binding; transcription corepressor activity. Lineage: Eukaryota; Metazoa; Chordata; Aves; Apodiformes; Apodidae. The record is from RefSeq and is a predicted model, not a curated record. The transcript is spliced from 3 exons. Gene Ontology annotation, cellular component: nucleus; transcription regulator complex. Gene Ontology annotation, biological process: regulation of DNA-templated transcription; negative regulation of canonical Wnt signaling pathway. The annotation marks the transcript as partial.